GUCUCUCCCUGUCCCGGUCUCUCUCGUGGAAGAAACGAAACAGGUGAGAUUAGUUCCAAUGACUCCGUCCAAGUCCACCUUCACCACCCCUCCCUCUCUCUCUCUCGUCGUUUCCUUUACGUCACGGUUGGACAUAGACAAAGCUAAACCUCCUUUCUUCUAACUUUUAAGCCAACACACUCACAAAUCACAACUCUCCUUCUCUCUUUCCUACCAAACUAUUAUAACUUUCUCUCUCUCUCUUCUCUUCUCUGUAGCUCCACCUGUAGACCGUUGCAAAGUCCAUUCGCAGACACGUCGAACAAACAAAAACCAUGCUUCGGACAAAAACAUAAUAAACAAACCAACCCAACAGACAACUCAACCCCAUAUCAAGAUCAGCAAACCUUCGUCUUCUUCUUCUUCUUCCUCUUCUAGUAUUAUUAUUAUUAUUAUUAUUAUAAAAUAUUAAUAUUAUCAUUAUGGCUUCUUCUUCUUCUUCUUCUUCUUGUUCUAUGUUUGUGGUGGUUUUGGUUCUGUUUCUGGCUGUGUUAAACGACGUGGUCGUCGUUGAUGGGCACUUCGUGGUGGAGACGGAGAGCGUCAAAGUGUUGUCGCCGCUGAGCAUGCGAUCGAAGCACGACGGGGCGAUCGGAAACUUCGGAGUUCCUGACUAUGGGGGUUAUAUUGUGGGCUCUGUCGUAUAUCCCGAUAAAGGGUCGUUUGGAUGUGAGCCCUUUGACGGAGACAAGCCUUUCAAGUCUCGCCUUCCUCGUCCCACUGUCGUUCUUCUUGACCGUGGAAAUUGCUAUUUUGCUUUGAAGGUAUGGAAUGCUCAACAGGCAGGAGCAGCAGCAGUGUUGGUGGCUGAUAACAUGAAAGAGCCAUUAAUAACUAUGGAUUCACCCGAGGAGAGCAACGAUGCAGACGGGUACAUCGAGAAGAUCAACAUUCCCUCGGCCUUGAUAGAGAAAUCCUUCGGCGACAGCCUUAAGGAGGGGUUGAAAAACCGUCAAGACGUGGUGGUGAAACUGGACUGGAGAGAGUCAAUGCCCAACCCCGACAAGAGAGUUGAGUAUGAGUUUUGGACAAACAGCAACGAUGAGUGUGGGGCCCGCUGCGACGAGCAAAUGGACUUCGUCAAGAAUUUCAAGGGUCACGCUCAGAUUCUCGAGAGGGGAGGCUACACCCUCUUUACGCCACAUUACAUUACUUGGUACUGCCCGGAGGCUUUCAUCCUUACCAAUCAAUGCAAGUCUCAGUGCAUAAACCGCGGGAGGUAUUGUGCGCCCGAUCCCGAGAGGGAUUUUGGCGAGGGGUACCAAGGGAAGGAUGUGGUGUAUGAGAACUUGAGGCAGCUCUGCGUGCAUCGAGUUGCCAACGAGAGCAACCGCUCUUGGCUUUGGUGGGACUUUGUUACCGACUUUCAUAUCCGCUGCUCUAUGAAACAGAAAAGAUACAGCAAAGAAUGUGCCGAGGAUGUCAUGAAAUCUCUAGGUCUACCCAUCGAGAAGAUUAAGAAAUGUAUGGGCGAUCCCGAAGCUGAUGUGGAGAAUGCAGUUCUAAAAAAUGAGCAAGUAGUGCAGGUCGGCCGAGGAUCUCGUGGUGAUGUUACCAUCUUGCCAACAUUGGUUGUUAACAAUGUCCAGUAUCGAGGAAAAUUGGAGAGGACAUCUGUGCUAAAGGCAAUAUGUGCUGGAUUUAAGGAGACAACAGAACCUCCAGUCUGUCUGAAUGCAGAUAUCGAGACAAACGAGUGCCUCGAAAGGAAUGGUGGCUGUUGGAAACAUAAACAUUCUAAUAUUACUGCUUGCAAGGACACAUUUCGGGGAAGAGUUUGUGAGUGCCCUGUUGUAAAUGGAGUUCAGUAUAGAGGCGACGGUUAUACAUCUUGUGAAGCUUUUGGGCCUGCGAGAUGCGCAAUGGACAACGGAGGGUGCUGGUCAGAAACUCGUCAUGGAUUAACUUUCUCAGCUUGCUCAGACUCUGACUUGACCGGUUGCCAAUGCCCACAAGGCUUACGAGGGGAUGGUUAUAAGUGUGAAGACAUCGAUGAAUGCAAGGAACGUAGCGCUUGUCAAUGCGAUGGUUGCAGCUGUAAGAACACUUGGGGUGGAUAUGAGUGCAAGUGUAAGGGAGGCCUUCUCUAUAUGAAGGAGCAAGAUACUUGUAUCGAGAGACGUGGAUCGAGAUUUGCGUGGCUCAUAACUAUUAUGGUUCUUGCUUCGGUGGUUGGAUUAGGUCUUGCCGGUUACAUAUUUUACAAGUACAGGCUUAGGUCGUACAUGGACUCGGAGAUCAUGGCUAUCAUGUCACAGUACAUGCCACUGGACAACAAUCUCAACAGCCGAGUGCAGACUGCGGAAGCAGAACCAUUACGACAAGGUUCCGUGUGAAUUCAUGAGAAAUAAAAGAGGCCAAUGGAUUGAGAGCUGAAGAAGAACAUCCAUCCAUUGUAGAGGAGAAACAUAAUAUGGAUGUGCAUAUGGUGGUUGUAGAUACUUAAGAGAUACAAACAACCAUUUGAUAGCUCUUGUGAAAACCAGAACCACUUUAGGAAAUUCUCUCAUGUGAGCUAUCUAUCUACAGGAACUUUCAUAAGGGAACAUUUUUUUUCUCUUUUUUUUUUCCUAGAUAAAUUACUCGAGAUGUAAAUGCUGAUUUGAGGAUUUAAAAAAAAAAAAAAAUCGGUGUAGCUGGCAACACAUAGCAGAAUAAAAAAGGAAUCAAGGAAGAAUGGGGCUGUGAAAAUUAAAGAUAUAUAAGUCUUCCUGCAGUAAGCAAACACUACAAAAUGUUGUUCACUAUUUGUUGUAAAAUAAAUAAGAGGUCUUCUACAGUUCCGCAGUUUA
This is a messenger RNA of Morus notabilis, 2831 nucleotides long. RefSeq names its product vacuolar-sorting receptor 6. Gene Ontology annotation, molecular function: calcium ion binding. Lineage: Eukaryota; Viridiplantae; Streptophyta; Magnoliopsida; Rosales; Moraceae. The coding region runs from base 462 to 2375 and encodes 637 amino acids. The record is from RefSeq and is a predicted model, not a curated record. The transcript is spliced from 14 exons.